UGCUCGAUCCCGCACAUAGCCAAGCUAGCCACUCAUCAGCAGCAUAGGUACAGGAAGCAUUCGAUGUCCCCUUGCUCGCUGGCGAGAACUGCCGCAAGAGGCGUCCGGCUGGCCAGACCGCAAGUCUCGGCGCCAUCGAUAUUGACAUUAUCAUUAUCAGCAUGGAAAACGACUUUUCAAGAUGGAAGCUGCAACUCAAGGUUGCCGGUCAAGAAUACUUCGACGGUAGAUAUAUCAAGCAGUAGAGGAUAUGCUAGCUGGACAUCCGGAGGAUCAAGCGGUCAUACCAAGUGGCUGGCGAACUCGAAGGUACUCGCCAAGACACCUCGUACCACGGUCACACGACGAGCAUACACAACCGCUACCGUCCAAAACUCGAUACCGCCCGGCUCUACUUCCUCAAAACCUGCUCGUUCUUCCCUUAGACGUAGCCGCAUUCGUUACCUGUACUACUUGGCCGCUUUCCUCGCCAUCACCGGGAUAUGCUACGAGACGAUUCCUCCCGCCCGUCACCUCCUCAUCGCCUCCAUCCGCUGCCUCCGGCUAGUCAAAGCCGUCGGCCUCAGCGUCCUCGAUUACAAGUACACCUUCCUCGACUGGUACCCCUCCGACAAGUACACGGAGGAGGAGAGGAAACAGCUAGCCAGGACCGAUCGACACGCUUGUCAUGCGAGGAGCAGCGAGAGGUUGUUUCAGGCCUUGAAGAGCAAUGCGGGAAUCUACGUCAAGUUGGGCCAACAUAUCGCUUCGAUCCAGGCUCUUCCUGUCGAGUGGACGACGAGCAUGAGGCCAUUGCAGGAUCAGUGUUACCCCACGUCGAUUCCCAAGCUAGACGCUAUGCUGAGAAAAGACAUGGACAUGGGCUUGAACGAUCUGUUUGACAACUUUGACCCCAACCCGAUAGGAGUCGCUUCGCUGGCGCAAGUACAUCGAGCGGUAGACCGAAGGACGGGCAAGGAUGUCGCCGUGAAGUUGCAACACCCUCACUUGGAAGAUUUCGUCGCCAUCGAUAUCGCCACAGUCAAAUGGUCCAUGAGACUGGUCAAAGCCGUCUUUCCCGAUUUCGAAUUCUCAUGGUUGGGCAAGGAGAUGACCGAGAUGCUGCCUUUGGAAAUGGACUUUGCCCACGAAGCUUGGAAUUCGGACAAGGCCAAGUCCGAUUUCGCACCAUUGACAGGCAAGACAGCGAUCUACGUCCCCGAAGUUUUGUGGGCCGAGAAGCGAUGCAUGGUGAUGGAAUUUAUUCAAGGAGCUAGGGUGGACGAUCUCAAAUAUCUGAAAGAACAUGGCAUCGAUAGGAAUCAAGUUUCACAGCAGCUGUCUAGGAUCUUUUCUCAAAUGGUUUACAUCAACGGGUUCUUCCAUGCAGAUCCUCAUCACGGCAACCUGUUGAUCCGCCCGAAAGCGCCCAAAUCACAAUCUCCCUUCAACUUUGAUAUUGUCCUUCUUGACCACGGCCAAUACUUUGAUAUCGAUGACGAUUUGCGAGUCAACUAUGCUAGGUUCUGGUUGAGCUUGAUCUCGCCCGAAACUCCCAAGAAUCUAGCAAAAAGGAAAUAUUAUGCCAAGCUCGUAGCCAAUGUUGACGAUGAUCUGUACCCCGUAUUGGAGACUGCCAUCACUGGAAGGAUGGGUCUCGCUGAUUCAUCCCAGGCCGACGGUACUGCGCCCGACGGACCUGUACAGCGCAAGAAGAGCUUGUUGGAGCUAUCCUCCAUGAGCGACGACGAGCUGAACAUGAUCAGGACAGCAAUGACUGAGCAAGAAGGAUUGAUCACCUCGAUCUUCACCUUGCUUCGAAACGCUCCUCGUCGACUCAUCAUGAUCCUCAAGCUUAACGAUCUACAGCGCGCACUUGACGUGUCACUGAACACAACACAUGGUCCAUCGCGAAUCUUUAUCAUUGUUGCCCGGUUCUGCGCCUUUGCUUCGUGGGAAGAUGAUCGCAAGAAAUUGGCCAAGCGUCUACGCGUGGAGGGUCUCUCUACCGAUCUGAUAACGAGCUGGUUCGAGGACUGGUGGCAAUACCAAAAAUACUACAACGGUCUGCGACUGUAUGAAUGGACUCUGGAUACUCGGGCGAGUAUGGUGAAGCUUUUGAUGUGGUUCAAUGGGUUCAGGAAGCGAGGAUGGAGCGGCGCAUUCGAUGAGGCGGCUGGGCUUGCCUAGCGUCCCCGCAAAGAGGAUUAUUAGAUUCGACAUAUUCGAUAUGUAUCCAAAUCAGUCAGGUCCGGUUUAGGCUUGAGACUCGUAGAUAUUGUUGUUCGGUAG
Filobasidium floriforme is the source of this 2271-nucleotide messenger RNA. RefSeq names its product putative mitochondrion protein. Gene Ontology annotation, cellular component: mitochondrial inner membrane. The record is from RefSeq and is a predicted model, not a curated record. NCBI's taxonomy places the organism in Eukaryota, Fungi, Basidiomycota, Tremellomycetes, Filobasidiales, Filobasidiaceae. The transcript has 14 exons. Bases 64 to 2169 code for a protein of 701 amino acids. Gene Ontology annotation, biological process: lipid homeostasis; mitochondrion organization.